GGGUUCAAGAAAGGCAGUGCUGUUUUUCUUUGUAUCUUUUGUUUCAUGGCUCUUCAAGCAGCUUCUUUGCACUCAUCUUCUCUCUCAACCUACAAAGAGGCCAAAACCAAUGCCUGUCUCAAGGAGACCAGUCUUCUUUGGUGUUUCAGUGUCAACCCAUUUCAGAACCGAGUUCAUCUCUUCUCUAGUAGUAAGGCAGGAAACCAGCAAAAAUGAUGCAGCUGCCCUGACGAUUCAAGCUCAGACAGCUACUACAACUCCAGCUACUGAUAAGACUGCACCAGAAGGAAAGAAGACUUUGAGACAAGGAAAUGUUAUAGUAACGGGAGCUUCCUCUGGCCUGGGUCUGGCUACAGCAAAAGUUCUAUCUGAAACAGGCAAAUGGCACGUAAUCAUGGCUUGCAGGAAUUUCCUCAAGGCUGAGAAAGCUGCUAAAUCCGCUAUAGCAUGGCCAAGGAGAACUACACCAUCAUGCAUCUGGACCUUGCUUCACUUGAAAGUGUGAGGCAGUUUGUGGAUAAUUUCAGGUGCUCUGGUAGGCCUCUUGAUGUUCUGGUUUGCAAUGCUGCAGUUUACUUGCCCACUGCAAAGGAAGCCGUCUUAUACUGCUGAAGGAUUCGAGCUCAGUGUUGGGACAAACCAACUCGGUCACUUCCUCCUCUCACGCCUGCUGCUGGAUGACUUGAAGCAAUCAGAUUACCCAUCCAAACGCCUCAUAAUCGUUGGGUCCAUUACAGGAAACACAAAAACCUUGGCCGGAAAUGUGCCCCCAAAGGCAAACCUCGGGGAUCUAAGAGGCCUUGUCAAAGGCUUGAAUGGGGUGGAGAGUUCAGCCAUGAUAGAUGGGGGAGAGUUUGAUGGUGCCAAGGCUUAUAAAGACAGCAAAGUCUGUAACAUGUUGACAAUGCAAGAAUUCCACAGGCGCUACCAUGAUGAGACUGGAAUUACCUUUGCCUCUCUCUAUCCUGGAUGUAUCGCCACAACAGGUCUGUUUCGGGAGCACAUUCCCCUGUUUAGGCUGCUAUUUCCACCAUUUCAGAAGUACAUCACCAAAGGCUAUGUUUCAGAAGAGGAUGCUGGAAAAAGACUUGCACAGGUUGUGAGUGAUUCAGUCUAACAAAAUCAGGUGUUUAUUGGAGCUGGAACAAGAACUCAGAUUCAUUUGAAAACCAGCUUUCAAAAGAGGCGAGUGAUGCAGAGAAGGCACGCAAGCUGUGGGAGAUAAGUGAGAAGCUUGUUGGUUUGGUUUGAAUUAGCAAGAAUCUUGACCCUGUAAAUGGCAAUGAAGAAAAUCAUCAAUCAUAUGUAGAAAUUUGUGUUAUAGAAGAUACUAAGAUAUUCAAAUCCUCUCUCCCAGCCCUCUUAAUACAACCAGAAAAAGAAA
Rubroshorea leprosula is the source of this 1384-nucleotide messenger RNA. Lineage: Eukaryota; Viridiplantae; Streptophyta; Magnoliopsida; Malvales; Dipterocarpaceae. The record is from the annotation of a GenBank genome assembly.